GAAAGAGAGGCCGAGAGCGAGUCAAGCGACAAGACCGUUUCAAUUUCUUGGUUUCGCUUCAACAAACUCGCCCGCUUCAAUGACGUUUUAUAAAACAACGCCCCCUUAACCAUCUCUCGCUCCUCUGUUUUCCGGAGUUGCUCUGCAAAUCCUUCGUAAUCCCACCCAGUGCAAUGGAGACUUUCCUCUUCACCUCAGAGUCGGUUAAUGAAGGCCACCCUGACAAGAUCUGUGACCAAGUCUCGGAUGCUAUCCUUGAUGCUUGUUUGGAGCAAGAUCCGGAAAGCAAAGUUGCCUGUGAGACAUGUACCAAGACGAAUAUGGUCAUGGUGUUCGGGGAAAUUACUACCAAGGCCAAGGUCAAUUAUGAGAAGAUCGUUCGCGACACAUGCCGAGGAAUUGGGUUCACCUCGGCUGAUGUUGGUCUCGACGCUGACAAAUGCAAAGUCCUAGUCAAUAUCGAACAGCAGAGCCCUGAUAUUGCUCAAGGAGUUCAUGGACAUCUGACCAAGAAACCUGAGGAGAUUGGUGCUGGAGACCAAGGUCACAUGUUCGGUUACGCUACGGAUGAAACUCCCGAGCUUAUGCCAUUGACUCACAUCCUGGCCACCAAACUCGGAGCCAAGCUGACUGAAGUGAGGAAGAACAAAACAUGCCCGUGGCUCAGACCUGAUGGGAAGACCCAAGUGACGGUGGAAUACCGUAAUGAUGGGGGAGCCAUGGUCCCUCUGAGGGUCCAUACAGUCCUAAUCUCGACUCAGCAUGAUGAGACCGUUACCAAUGAGCAGAUUGCGAAGGAUUUGAAAGAGCAUGUCAUCAAGCCCGUGAUUCCACCCCAGUAUCUUGACGACAAGACGAUUUUUCACCUCAACCCCUCAGGGCGCUUUGUGAUUGGUGGGCCACAUGGUGAUGCAGGCCUCACCGGGAGAAAGAUAAUUAUCGACACUUACGGUGGUUGGGGUGCUCAUGGUGGUGGUGCUUUUUCGGGCAAGGACCCAACCAAGGUUGACCGUAGUGGCGCCUACAUUGUUAGGCAAGCUGCAAAGAGUGUGGUAGCUUCUGGGCUUGCUCGACGCUGCAUUGUGCAGGUUUCUUAUGCCAUCGGUGUUCCCGAACCAUUAUCUGUGUUCGUAGACACUUACAGAACUGGGAAGAUCCCAGACAAGGAUAUUCUGGCAUUGAUCAAGGAGAAAUUCGAUUUCAGGCCGGGAAUGAUCUCUAUCAAUCUUGAUCUGAUGAGAGGUGGUAACUUCAGGUAUCAGAAAACAGCGGCGUAUGGGCAUUUUGGACGUGACGACCCAGAUUUCACCUGGGAGACGGUGAAGCUUCUCAAACCUGGCAAAGCAUAGAGCUUUGCCUUCACCUGGUCACACUGUUAUUCUUGAAUGAUUUCUGCUUUCACUUGGAUUUUGCGUUUGUGUUCUAUUCUUGGUACUAAUGGAAGACAAAAGAGAGUAAAUCUUGAAUUGAAGUCAGUAGAGGAGUGGAGAUUAUCCAUAAAAAGAAGCAUCACAUGACAUCAUUCUUUCAUUUGUUUAUGUCACUGCGUUUUUUUUUUUUUUCCUUCUCUUUUCCUUGAUAAAUAAUAGACUGCAGAUCACUUUGGAUUUGUAUACCAGGUUGAAUUUCACAUAACAAAUUUUUCGUAUUUAUUUGAGUAUGA
Molecule: messenger RNA, 1663 nt
Organism: Rhodamnia argentea
Lineage: Eukaryota; Viridiplantae; Streptophyta; Magnoliopsida; Myrtales; Myrtaceae
Product: S-adenosylmethionine synthase 1
Exons: 2
Coding region: 174-1349 (391 amino acids)
Biological process (GO): S-adenosylmethionine biosynthetic process
Cellular component (GO): cytosol
Molecular function (GO): methionine adenosyltransferase activity; ATP binding
Source: RefSeq, a predicted model, not a curated record